UUAAUUGAAUCAAUGCGCCGAGAUUAAUCUGGAUCCAUUAACAUGACUUUUGGCAAAAGAUAGUCUGUAAACCAAAGUGGGGAUCGUAAUAUGGGUAUGCAGUAGAGUGAAAGACACCUUGAAUUUCAAAGUCAGGCCGCGGUCCUUGAGUGUUUUUAACUGAAUGAUAUUGAUGAAUGAAAGGAAGAUAGGAUCCUAAGGUUUUUUUUUUCAAUAUUGUGCCUCGUUUAUUUGACAUCAUCAAUAAUCACGAUCAGCACAUUGAUAAAAAGCCUUAUCUUUGUCUUUGUUCACGGCUAACGCUCAAAGGUCAUAUUUUAAUGGCUGUGAUGAUCAGAUUGUUACUAGGAUGGUCCUAUUAAAACUACAUAGUGAUCUCUCGUUAGAUAAGAUGAACGAAUAUUAAACACCCUUGUGGGUGUAUUACGACCUUAACGAGGUGCAAGUCUGGAUCAAACGCCAAACCGGCGAAUACAAGAUGGCGGACACCCAACACUCAUCAUCAAGCUGCUCCUCUUUAUAUAUUUUACGCUCGUUUUAAAUAUGAUGUACAUCGGCGAAGCAUGACUGUAUCGUAGAACUAAUUGUAAGAGUUCCAGUACUGAUGUUGUAAAUCGUAUAAUACUAGUGGUAUAGCCAGAAAUUAUAGCUCAUGAGUUGAAGUACGCCGACUCUAUCGACGACAACAUUUAUUUUUCUUUCAGGGUUAUGCUGUUAAAUCCUAAUCAAGUCAUAGUUCCGCCGUGUCAAGUAUAAUAUCUACGAACGGAGUAGAGAUUCAUUCUCCAAGCUGUUUCAGUGAAGACUCCGAGCGAAAACUCACCAAACUUUAACAAUGAGGAAUAACAGUCGAGCAUAAAGAAUGCUGAUGAAAAAAGCUAAGAGGCAAAGGAUGAUGUCGAUACAAAGCUAACGGGAAAGCAAGAAUUCCAAAGCCUCGGUGGAAUCAGCUUUAUGGAUGGAAACGACACAUCAAACCCGGUUGAUACUGUAGCUUUGUAUUCACCUGAAAUAUCAAUUGCUUUGAUCGUCUUGUUGGGGUUAUUCGACAUUAUCAGCAUCGUAGCCAAUGGUAUGGUUUUAAUGACAGUCUAUUGCAAUCCUCGCUUACGGUCCAACACCAAUGUCUUCAUAACAAACUUAUGUCUAGUGGAUCUAAUAGCUGGCUGCCUUCUGCUGCCUCUGGUUAUUGAUUCUAUUGGCCGUCACGAGGCGAGAUUUGGCGUGCUCUGCGAGCUGGUUGGGUUUAUUGAUGCUACAUAUUCGUGUGCUUCUUCACUCACUAUAGCUGUCAUAGCCUUAGACCGUUAUCAUUCCAUUGUUAAUUGUCUAUACUAUGAGAAUAUCGUCACUCGACGUCGAACUAUUAUUGCCAUCAUUUGGAUAUGGCUUCAGACAUUAUUUAUCGCUUUGUGUCCUUUAGCUGGUUGGGGACGAUAUACGUUCGAUUCUGCACAAUUCAAAUGCUCGUUGGACCUCCCAGAUCGCAAUGGCUUUCUCUGGUUCAUGUUCUGUACAAGUGUAGUUAUUCCAUUCAGUGUUAUUGUGUUCUGUUACACUCAAAUUCACCUAGUAGCAAGACGACAUGCAAAAAACAUGGUGGCUAUUCACAUCCAAGAUACAGGCAAACGUGUUAGAGCUGUAUCAACGAGAAAAACUAGACUAGUGUACCUAGUAGUGGGCUUAUACACGACAUGUUGGCUUCCUAUUUAUAUCGUUAAGCUAUUUCAAAGCAUUGCUUCGGAUAUCACAAUACCUCCAUCAGUCAUAACACUUUCUACAGUUUUGUCUCUAGUCAAUGGAUCGUGUAAUCCUUUCUUGUAUGCUUUGAUAACCAGUCAGUAUCGAGCAGGGAUGAACCGCAUGAAUAGACGAUUCAAGCGAAAAUUCGGAAGAACUGUUGCCACACCUUCUGUUGAACAAUCCAAGAGCUCUUGGUCUGUUUCUAGACCUAUUUCGAAUUUAUAUCGUUAUUUUCAAGAAAACGACGGAGGAAAUAUGCUUGCUUGUAUUGGGAGAACCUACAGUGAUGAUGAUGACCGGCUUGAACGUCCACAGAGAAGUCAGACGUUUUUUAAUCCUAAAAAUACCACUCCCUCGCCUUCCAAUCAGCGCAAAAAUCAACCUCAAACAUUACAGAUACCAAAUAAAUCUAAAAAAUGCAAACGAAGCGUAAACGGUUGGGUUCAAGAAGAUAAGGAUACAAAAAGCUUGAGUAUACCACUCAAAACGAUUGGUAGACAAGAACAUGAUGAAGAUUCUUUUUCUGAUCUUGAAGUUUCCGGUGAAUUGAAAUCACUAACGGGAACAAAUAGCUCAGAAAGAAAGAGGAACACACGAAUCAAUCAACGGAAUUCUGAUAAUAAUACUUUUCGUAAAGCGGUUUCAUUCCAAACUGGUCAGAAUUAUCUGGAAGUGAUUGGGCCGGUUUCUAUUGAUAAGCAAUCUCAGACGACGCGAAAGUCAAACAGUGUGCUUGGUACGAUUAAGGAAGUGGAGAGUGUUGAAACUAAAGAUAAACAUCAAGUUAAUAAGCUGGAUGAAGAUGAACACCGCUGUGACGAUACCAAAUGGGAAAACGAAGAAUCCACGAGAACAAAAACAAAUGGAGAUGAGAACACUGAAAGUGGAAUGUCAGUUGAAUCAGAUGAGAAGUUCAAUGUGAAUAAUGACAAUAAGACGAGACAAGUUAACGUGAAAUCAGCGAGAAAACCACUUGACGACGUUAUUAAUAACGUUGAAGAUAAUUGCCAAGAGACGCUGAAGAUAAAAGAUCAACAUGGCGAAGAUGAGAGAAGUGCUGUGGAGAAGACUUGUGACAGGGACUGUAUAGCAAACUAUACAGCUAAUGAGAUUAACUGAACUAUAAAAAACUAUAGGAAUUGUUUGUGGUGUUUUUUGACACUUCGGUAGAAUAUAUAGGAAAUAAUUAAGCUAUUUAUCGCUUUAGACAUACAUUCAAACGGACAUAAGGUAAAUUAAAAAAGAAAAUAGCGUUGGGUUAUUCCGACAAUGAUGGCUUCAAUUCAUCACCACACGCCACACACACACACAGCAGACUAAUGGACUAAUUCAAUAUUCUUACCGCGAAGAGCAUUUUUCAUCAUCUUUUGUAAGGUCAAUAUAAAAAUCCCCAAAACAAAUACAUCAUAAUAAAUAAUCGCGAAGCAUAUAUUUAAUUGAUGAUGUAGUUCAAUGCAUAAGCCCAAAGAUCUCGUGCUGAUGUUUUAUAUUAUGCUGAAACUUAGCGUCAAAAACCCUGCUGUCCAAGCCACGCUAAAACCGCUCCAAUAUAAUGUCUUUCGCUUAAAACUGAAAAUUCCUGCAAAUGAAUGAAUAAUUCUAGUAACAAAAUAUACCGGUCCAGCUUAAAUAUUCAUCAGUAUUUUGUCUUAAUGUCAGGUAAAUUUGCCCCUUGGGCUUCGUAAAAUAAUGGCUACUUUAUUGUAGGAUGAAGCUUUCUGAUGGUAAAAGUAUUUCUAAUACAAUUAUACUAGAUUACCCGCCUGAUAUGCUAGACAGUAUGAGUUAUGGUAAUCGUCAUCUGCGGGCUUCCGUGAUGGUUUAAAGAUCACCAUAGUAACAGAAAGUUAAAUCAACAAUUCAUGAAGRUGGAGAAAGUAUUAAUUUUGCCCUUUAUUUAGUUGUUCUUAAGGUCUUUCAGUUCCAAAUGGUGUUUUUUAAAGUACCUGAUGGAAUGAUGCGUUGUAAAGAAAAAUAGUGAAUGGACGAAACGAAACAGGAGUUUUUCUAAAGUGGAUUAA
Molecule: messenger RNA, 3764 nt
Organism: Actinia tenebrosa (Australian red waratah sea anemone)
Lineage: Eukaryota; Metazoa; Cnidaria; Anthozoa; Actiniaria; Actiniidae
Biological process (GO): G protein-coupled receptor signaling pathway
Cellular component (GO): membrane
Molecular function (GO): G protein-coupled receptor activity
Source: RefSeq, a predicted model, not a curated record